Closterium sp. NIES-67 is the source of this 1665-nucleotide messenger RNA. NCBI's taxonomy places the organism in Eukaryota, Viridiplantae, Streptophyta, Zygnematophyceae, Desmidiales, Closteriaceae. The record is from the annotation of a GenBank genome assembly.
UCUUGUGACUCGCACCAACAGACAGUCAUGGCAGGGUGGCAUUGCUUCGUCAUUCUCCUCGCAGCGCUCGUUCUCUCGUUCUCUUCGACGACUGCCCCGCCUGCCGCUGCUGCCGUCACUCUCGAUCCCUCGCAAGCGGCGGUGCUGGCGGAGUGUCAGAAAAAGUGGGGGCCGAAGGCGCAGCUGACCGGGUGGAGCAAGGGGGGGGAUUGCGCCCAGGUGAAGGGCGUGCGCUGCGAUGCCGCUGGCUUCAUUGUCUCCAUAAACGUCACUUAUCGGCCUCUCUUUGGUCCCCUUCCAGAUGCAGUGGGGAGCCUCACAACACUCACGGAACUGACGCUUACAAAAACAGGACUUUACGGCUCAAUCCCGUCGUCCCUGUUCGGUCUCACCAACCUCGUCACAUUAGAUCUCUAUGGCAAUUGGCUGUUUGGGCCCAUUCCAACAGCCAUUGGUGGCCUUGCUGCGCUCUCACACCUAGAUCUCAGUUGGAAUUGGCUGACAGGCUCCAUUCCAUCAGCUAUUGGUGGCCUUGUUUCCCUCUCAUUCCUGGACCUAAGCAAGAACACCCGCAUCAACGGAACCAUUCCCCUGGAGAUGGAAAGCCUCACCAACCUCAGAUCCUUAGCUCUCAGCUUUAUGGGUUUAACGGGUCCCUUUCCAUCCUGGAUAUCUGGUCGCACUACACUCACCUACAUAGACGUUGUUGGCAACAGGUUUGUUGGAAGCAUUCCAGAGUCCAUUGGCAGUGCCAUCAACCUCAAAGUCUUCUCUGUGUGGCACAAUCAGCUCACAGGCAGCAUUCCAGAGUCCUUCGGCAGCCUCACCAAACUCAACAGCGUGGAUUUGUCUGAUAACCUGUUUGUUGGUACCAUCCCGGAGGGCAUUGGCAACAUGAAGUAUAUAACCUCAUUGGACCUCUCUAACAACCUUUUGACCGGCACAAUCCCCAGUAGCCUGUCUCGUCUCACUGACCUGCAAGAGCUGUUCCUAAAUGAGAACAAGCUGAAUGAGUCCCUUCCUGCCUGGAUUGCAAUGUUGUCCAACAUUGUAGCACUUGAUGUCAGUGGGAACGAGUUGUCCGGGCCUCUACCUGCCGCUCUUGGCAGUUUGACGGGUCUCAGCUUUCUCGACAUCUCAUCCUCUGGUCUCACGUGUCCUCCAGAUACUGCCAGCUGUGUGGUUCGCCAAUCCAAUGAAAGCGCCUUUUGCUCAAAGUGCAAGAGCUUUUGUGACACAUGUACAUCAGAUGAAGCAGCCCUGUCACCUCGGCCAGCACCCCCGGCACCUCCUUCCUCGCCCUCGUCCUCUUCCCACUACGACCUGUCCAUUGGAGCUGUCAUCGGCAUUGUGGCGGGAGCCAUCUUCGUCCUGCUUGUCUUGCUCGGUUCUGCUUGGUGGACUGUUGGACGGCGCAAAGCAUCUGAUGGAGUAUCGUCAGUCCCCAGCUUGCAAAAUGCACCCACACUGUGCCAGAAGUACCCCUGGCUGUUGUCGUUCGCGCCACAGGCAACUGGUCCAAGGACAAGCUACUUGGGUCGGGGUCGUUCGGAGACGUGUAUCGCGGGGUGUGCCCUGAUGAUGGCACCACGCUGUGGGCAGUGAAGCGAGCCAAAUUCAUCAGCGCUGACUUCCACAGAGAGAAGGAUUUGGCUGGAUGGAUGA